CCCACGUACCCACGCGAUGGAGGCGUAUCGAUAAGCAAAUUAUGGAGGAAGCUCUGACCGUGGGCUAAAUUCGCCUGGCAACCGUAUUAUUGGGCCAACUUUGAACUGAAGGGAAACUUUGAUGCACUUUUCCGCCAUUUAACCAAACCAGCCCGAAAGUUCAACUCGUCGACCCCACACCCACCGAAUCCAACGGCCUUUACCCGAUUCCUUGGACGAGACCCGGCCGCGGGGACGUCGAAAUCUGCGCACGCGUCGUGUCUUGCAUCGUUCAGAAACAUCAGCGCGACCCGCGCCCGUCGCCGCCGCGAUGGCAGCCGAGUUCAUCGGCCUGCAGAUGCUGGUGACGCUGCGCGACCCGCCCACGAGACUCAAAGGUACCAUCAGCGCCGUUGAAGCCGGCUCUGGCUUGACUCUGAGCAACGUCUGGAUACUUGACACCAAUAAAUGGGAGCCAAGGCUGACGAUAUCUGCCUCAAACAUCGUCGAUGUUUCGGAAGUCCCUAGGGUCGCUCCUACAAACCCGCUCCUUGCGGCUCAGGCACCAACCCCACCGACCGUCACGCCGCAAACACAGCCGCUAGCGCCGCCGGCCAAGUCCGCAUUCAUAGACCCUGCCAUUGUGGCCGUCGGAAAGCGCCCCGGCUCUCUCCCGAACCGAGGACCCGACUCUGCGCAUCACCAACCUAAUACGAGCGAAAAGCGGGAUCCCGAGCCCUUAGUCGUUUCCCCGUCGGUGCAAAAUGAGUUCAACGAGCCGGAUCCUCUCCCCGCAAUUGUCGUUUCCGAGUCUAUAGAGGGCCUAAAGAUAGAAAACCAGGCGGCGGUUGUAGAGUCUGCGGACGAGCUGCCCGUGCCAGAGGUUGCUCUCGAAUACGGCCAAACAGCGGUGCAGAAGAAGAAGCGGCGGCAGAGAAAGACUGGAAACUCCAAGAAUGCGCCCGAGGAAGUUGAGGCAUCUCCUCAAGCCCCAAAGACUGCGAACCGAGGGAAAGGCUGGAGACAGACGCCUAUUCUGCAGAGUACUUCAUCAUUCCAACCGUUCGAUUCACUCAAGAGAAACAGUGCCAGAGGUAGGCCUGUCAAUGACAAUGGGUGGGCAUCUGAAGACGUCACAGACGUCCAGGAGGCGGGAGACUUUGAUUUUGGGGGCAGCCUCGCCAAGUUUGACAAGCAGCAGAUCUUUGAGCAGAUGAGGAAGGACGACGAGGUUGACGAGGCCGACCGCCUAGUCUCUCACAACCGCUACCCCCGCCCCAGGCUGGGCACCGGCGGUGGAAAGAAUCUCCACUAUUCGGAAAACGUCCUGGAUACGCCUGUGGCAACACUAAAGUCCAAAGAGAAGCCUACCAAGGAAGCAACUAAUGAUUUCUGGAACAGCGAGGCCGACGACGGUGUCUUGAAUGGGGGUGAGCGCCUGAGCGGCCGAGACAUGGGAAGCAGGCAAGGCUCGCGCCGCGGCGAGAGCAAGGUGUCGGUGACCCGGAGAUCACAGUCGCGCAAAGCUAGUGGCGCUGCCACUGGUCCGGGUCCCAGCAGAGUCAACUCUGGUGUAAGCCAUUACCGAACCCAGUCGCUCAAGGGAAGCCGGCCGAGUAGUCGGCUAUCGACGACGGUCGUGGCCACUGACAAGAGAUUUAUACAGCUCUCGACGCCUGCCACUGCGCAGGGUCUGUACAUGCUCCCGUCUAACCGCCGCGUAGAGCCCGUCUCGGCGCUGCAGAUGCUGAACCUGGAAAACAUUGCGCACAAUGAGAUUGGCCUGACGGAGGAGAUGAUGACGGAAAACGCCGGCCGGGGAAUCGCCCAGGUGACGCUGACUGCUCUCGCUGAUCCAGCUAUCAAGGUGCGCCACGCCGGCACUGUCGAUCCGUCGUCUGGGAAUCCGCCUCCCCAGACUGUUGUUGUUCUGGCCGGGAACAACAAGUCUGGCAGCCGGGCCGUCGCCGCGGCUCGCCAUCUUCGCAACAAAGGCAUCAACGUGCUCGUGUGCGUGGUGGGCCUGGAGCGCGGGGAACGCGACCUACUCGAAGAUGUGCGCCAACAGGUGCGGCUCUAUAAAAACCUCGGCGGGCGCAUCUUCUCCAAGAGCGACUUCUUCGAGCACCUGCGCAAGAUCAGCAUCCCCAUGUUGACCAUUGACACGCCCCGGACAUCACUCAGCAGCCUAGCAAACCCGGCGCCCGUCAUGUUGAUUAUCGACGCGCUCCUCGGUCUGGCUAUCUCGUUUGAGGAGCUGCGCAACGGCGACCAAGCCACCGUCUAUGAGCUGAUAGAGUGGGCAAACCGGAACGAGGCGUUUGUGCUCGCCGUCGAUAUCCCGACGGGGAUCGACCCCUCGUCGGGUACCGUUAGCGUCAUCGACGGCAACCGGCUCUACGUCAAGCCCCGAUACGUGGUGGCCGUCGGCGCCCCCAAGCGCGGACUGGUCGAGGCCAUGAUGGCGGCCGAGAACGACGAUAGCGAGACGGUGCUGGCGGGCGACGCGACGCUGCCCGACGACGCCGUCUCGGACUGGAAGCCAUUCCUGGUCGACAUUGGCCUUGGCCCGGCCGUCUGGAAGAAGGCCGGCACCAAGCUACGCCGGGGCAUCGACUUUGACGACAAGUGGGUGCUGGAAAUGAGGUACCAGGGCCUCUCGAUGGACGAGGACGAGUUGGUAUGAAGGUUGCACUGGGGGCCCGUCAAGCGUUCUAAAGUUAGGGGAAUUAUUGUUGUCAUACUGGGGCAAGGGGUUGCGGCAGCCUUUGGUUUUGUAGCGAUGCCACAUUUGCAUUCUCACGGGGCGGGUUUUCUCAGCAAGGAGUCGGUGCUUUGUAUUGCUAGUUUUUUUUUUGUUUUGUACUCUGGUUUCUUGUUGCUAUGGUGGAUUGAAAGCGGGCCGGUUCCUCAAACAUUUCAGAGUUCUUGUCCCGUCUACCAACCCAUAUUGCCCGAGUCGGAGCGUUUGAGUCGGAGUUUAAUGCUAUGCUUGACAAUUGCUUGUGUACAGCUUCAAAGCAAUGUACCUACUUGUCUACUUGCCUUACACUAUCCAUUUCCAUAAUAGUAACAAUAGGUGGAAAAUGAACAACAUGUGGUAGACU
Lasiosphaeria miniovina is the source of this 3086-nucleotide messenger RNA. Its product is annotated as YjeF-related protein N-terminus-domain-containing protein. Gene Ontology annotation, molecular function: mRNA binding. Gene Ontology annotation, cellular component: P-body. The coding region runs from base 311 to 2665 and encodes 784 amino acids. The record is from RefSeq and is a predicted model, not a curated record. The transcript is spliced from 2 exons. Gene Ontology annotation, biological process: P-body assembly; deadenylation-independent decapping of nuclear-transcribed mRNA. Lineage: Eukaryota; Fungi; Ascomycota; Sordariomycetes; Sordariales; Lasiosphaeriaceae.